AUGCCAGCCCCUAUCACUGAGGAGAUGCAGCCGGAUCUGCACCUCGAUCAGCUCGAAGCCGUGGGCAAAGCAUUCGAUGCCCUACUACUAACCCUUUACCGGCUUACCAACAGACACAAUGAACUCAAGCUAUACACCGAGGAUGUCUUCAAACAGUACACCAAUGUUACCAGGCAGUUACCUCCUCAAGAUAGACCUCAUGCAAUGGAGGUUCAGCAAAGGUUAUUGGAUCAACAGAAAGAAUUGUGUCUAGGCCUUGUGCACAACAAACCUCGAAUCGAAGAGCAGUCGCUGAAUUCCAUGCAUGUAAUCAAGACACUCGUUUCACACCAAAAUGUAGACGAAAAUGCCACUCGAGCCAUCGUGGCCGGUGUGAAGGGCUAUAAGGCUCUGCUCCGUACUCAGGAUGGCCUCUCCCAAAUGUCCUCCACCAAUUCAUGCAUGUUCGUGCGUGGACCAGACCCUGUGUAUCUGGAGGAAGACUUCACCACCAAUGGUGCGCAGGGUAGUCUGCACUGCCCAUUCUCCAAACUUAAGGCACCAUCAGGAAGUGAGGCGCUGAACGGGAUGGGUGACGGUCCCAAAAUCCAAGUCGAUACAUGUGGACACGAGAACCUGGACCCUAUCAAGGCCGAACAGGAUGAACGACGGUCCAGUACGACGCCAUCUGUCCGUACCUCCGGUAGCCGAUGCCCUGUCUCUCGAUGCCCGAUUCGAUACCUGGACAAACAUUCACCGGAAGAAAUCGCCGAGUAUGUGGAAAGACACAAGCAUGAAAUCCCCCGAAGCCACGCCAUCUGUGUGAAGCGAUACCAGAGAGAUCCGCAGAACAUGCGACAGUUGGAUGCGAAAUACGGUGGGUUGAUCAAUAUGAUCAGUGGUCUUUCGGCCAAGCACCAGGCUUUCCUGCCAGGUCGACAGGAAAAUGGCGAAGGCGAGGGUCAGACCGGAUCUGUGUCCACAGAGAGAAUUGAGAAAUGGGCAGAGAACCUGGAUCCAACCAAUCCUGGCCCUCCUCCACCUCCACCGGAUGAGAAUGAUCUGAACGAGAACGUGAAUGGGAACGAGAAUGAUGAAGGUCGCCUGGGUCGAUUUGACCGUCCUCUCCGCGAAGUGCGCUUGGGUGAAUCUCCAAGCCGACCCUGGGGUAUUCCUAUUCCUAUCGCUCAGCAGACCAGUGCCUCAUUACCCUUCUCCGGAUCAGUACCUGGCCCCAUGUCUCCCGAGUCUCACCCCGGACCCACUGAGAAACCACCUACCGAUGCUCCAGCCAAGCCGGCCGGUCGCUGUCCGUUUGGACAUGGAGCCCCUAAGCCUGAGGUGACUGAAGACGUUCCCGUCGCUCCUCCUGUUGCCUCUACCCUCGAACCCGAACGCCCGGUAUCACCUCUGUCCAACUGGGCCAAGCAUGCCCAGGCUGCUCAAGCGGAUGCAGCUGCACCGAAGCCCGAAGAAACCUCUGCUAAGACAGACGCAAACCCCAUGCCUGCUCAUGUCACGUUCAAUGGACCGGUCUUCUUUGGGUACUCUGCCGAACAGACAGCCAGCCUAAUGCAACAGCUGCGUAAUAUGGGGGCACAACUUUAA
This is a messenger RNA of Penicillium pulvis, 1587 nucleotides long. RefSeq lists its product as uncharacterized. The record is from RefSeq and is a predicted model, not a curated record. The transcript is spliced from 2 exons. Bases 1 to 1587 code for a protein of 528 amino acids. NCBI's taxonomy places the organism in Eukaryota, Fungi, Ascomycota, Eurotiomycetes, Eurotiales, Aspergillaceae.